AUGGAUUUGUUACAGGAGGCUGAUAUGCUUCAUUCUAAAUCGGCUAGAACUCCUCUGGAUAGUAAACUUCAACUUACUAUGGAUGGCGAAUCUCUGGGGUCUUUUCACGUUUAUCAAAGAUUGGUAGAGAAGCUUAUCUAUCUUACAAUAACUCGCCCAUACAUUAGCCAUGCAGUCAGUAUUGUCAGUCAAUUUAUGCACUCUCCUAUCGUGGCUCACAUGAAUCUUGUCAAACGAAUUCUUUGUUAUCUCAAAUGGUCCAUUGGUCGUGGUAUUCUUAUGAAGAAUAAUGGUCAUUCUCAGAUUCUUGGUUAUACAGAUGCGGACUGGGCCGGGAAUACUCUUGAUCGAAAAUCAAUGACAGGAUAUUGUGUAUUUGAUGGUGGUAACUUGGUCUCGUGGAAAAGCAAAACGCAAAUGGUUGUUGCUCAUUCUAGCGCAGAAGCAGAAUAUUGUGCCAUGGCCUCUACUGCUUCUGAACUCAUAUGGUUAAAAGCAUUGCUAGCCGACUUAGGUAUCUCUCAUGCUCAAUCUAUGACUUUUUGCUUUGACAAUCAAGCAGCCAUGUUUAUUGCUUCUGAUCCGGUCAUUGCUACUCAGUACACUUGCAGUCAUGAUCAACUCGCGGACAUAUUUAUCAAGGCUUUGCCUUCGGACCAGUUUCAUCGCAUUCUUUUCAAGCUUGGUUCAAUUAAUCUUCUUGACCCAGCUUGA
Messenger RNA from Tripterygium wilfordii, 714 nucleotides. RefSeq names its product secreted RxLR effector protein 161-like. The record is from RefSeq and is a predicted model, not a curated record. Bases 1 to 714 code for a protein of 237 amino acids. The transcript has 2 exons. Lineage: Eukaryota; Viridiplantae; Streptophyta; Magnoliopsida; Celastrales; Celastraceae.